Nannizzia gypsea CBS 118893 is the source of this 2163-nucleotide messenger RNA. RefSeq names its product dipeptidyl-peptidase 5. The record is from RefSeq and is a predicted model, not a curated record. Gene Ontology annotation, molecular function: serine-type endopeptidase activity. The coding region runs from base 1 to 2163 and encodes 720 amino acids. NCBI's taxonomy places the organism in Eukaryota, Fungi, Ascomycota, Eurotiomycetes, Onygenales, Arthrodermataceae. Gene Ontology annotation, biological process: proteolysis. The transcript is spliced from 2 exons.
AUGACAGUACACAAGACCAAGUUUGACCCAGAGGUCCUCUUGAGUGCACCCCGCCGUUCAGCAUGCGUCCCGAACUCAGCAGGGACGCUCUUGGCCUAUACGCAAUCAACGUAUAGCUUCGAAUCCCAUUCAUCACACACGGAGCUAAUCAUACUCGACCUCGCCUCGAAAAAGACCAGGGUUCUUACCAAUUCAUACAGUGGAAGUCCGCAAUGGCUUGGUGAUAACCAGUUGAUUUGGUUGAAGGAGGAGAGUAACGGAAAUACGAGCUUCAUUGUCACCGAGGUUUCGGGUGACUCGAAGCCUUAUGUUGCCGGUGUGACUCCUGGCACUGUAUCGAAUCUCAAAGUCACUCAGUUAUCGAAAGACCACUUUGCUUUUGCUGUUAGUGGUAAGGCAAACGCGGACGGAACACUCUUCAACCCUUCCAAUGUGAAGAAACCAGUCAGCUCCGGCAAGAUCUAUACCUCUCUUUUCGUAAGGCACUGGGAUGAAUAUACCCAAGACGAAAAGCAAACAAUAUGGAUUGGAACAUUACGCAAGUCUGCCCUUUCUGGGCCUGGGUCAUCCCAGUACUCCCUAUCUGGGUUGAAAAAUGUGUUCAAGCUAUUCAAUCUUCCUCAGCGUGUCGAAUCUCCAAUUUUGCCCUUUGGUGGAACUGACCAUUUCGAUAUUUGCCCCAAAGGAGUCGUCUUCGUUAGCAAAGACCCUACUCUUAACGAUGCUCUUCAUACAAAAUGCGUCUGCUAUGUGUGCCCCAUUCCCUUUGCUGCCCUGACCGAAUCUAUCGACCCCAUUGAAGCCAAGGUAGUUAAGGCUACAUCACUUGAGGGAGCCUUAACGUCCCCGGUAAUAUCCCCGGUCAAUAACACACUAGCUUUCCUUGCUAUGCGAGAAGAUGGAUAUGAAUCGGAUAAGAACAGAGUAGUCAUAGCCAAGGGUGUAUUUGAUCAGGAGUCUGAGCCUAUCGAACUUUUUGCCAGCGAGGACAACAUGGGCGCAUGGGACCGCAGCCCAAGCUCGUUAGUAUGGGCUUACGAUGAUUCUUCCCUUAUAAUCAAGGCAGAAGAUACAGGCCGGGGACUCGUAUUCCAAGUCCCAAUGGGAGACGCAAAGACUUUGACCACCGCUAAUCUGCUUAAUAUCUCCUCUACCGGCUCAGUUGUGGAUGUGGCUUCCACUCCCAAGGGCCUUUUCCUCUCAAGCAGCAGCCUUGUGGAAAGCAGCCUAUACUCGUUGGUAGAAGCCAAACACCAAGGGGAAACCAGAGAAAUCUCAUCGGCUACAAACAAUGGCUCAUCCUUUGGUCUCGCGCCAUCCCAGGUCAGCGAGACUUGGUGGAAAGGCGCCAACGACCACCCAGUUCAUGCUUGGGUCAUUAAGCCUUCUGACUUCAAGCAAGGCAAAAAAUAUCCUCUGGCAUUCCUUGUCCAUGGUGGACCCCAAGGAGCAUGGAAUGAUCAAUGGAGCACUCGAUGGAACCCUCUAAUCUUUGCUGAGCAGGGCUACGUAGUCGUCACGCCAAACCCCACUGGAAGUACCGGUUACGGACAAGGCUUCACUGAUGCCAUCAGAGGGUCUUGGGGUGGCCUACCUUACGAAGAUCUCGUUAAAUGCUUCGAGCAUAUUGAAAACAAUCUUACUUUCGUGGACACUGACCGGGCCGUCGCUCUGGGUGCAUCGUACGGUGGAUUCAUGAUGAACUGGAUUCAAGGACAUGAGCUUGGAAGAAAGUUCAAGGCUUUGGUUACCCAUGAUGGAAUUUUCAGUACCAAAUUCUCCUUGGCUGCUGAGGAGUUAUACUUCCCUAUUCAUGACCUCAAUGGAAUUUACUGGAAGAACCCUGAAAGUUGGAUAAAAUGGGAUCCCUCCGAGUUCAUUAAUGAGUGGAAGACGCCGCACCUCGUCAUCCAUAGCGAGCGUGACUACCGACUUACGAUCGCUGAAGGUCUUGCGCUUUUCAACGCACUUCAGCUGCGUAGUGUAGAGAGUGCACUCUUGACAUUCCCGGAUGAGAAUCAUUGGGUCAUCAAGCCGGAAAACUCCUUGCUUUGGCACAGAGCAGUAAUCAACUGGAUCAACAAAUAUGCGGGACUCGCCCCAUUGCUUGACAAAGACGGCAAUAACUGUUUCCCAGAAGAUAUGACCCCAAAGAAACCAUGA